CCAGUCUCCUUGGGAUCAUGUCCCAAAUAAACUACGUGCACUGAAAUCUCUGUCUUAAGGUCUGCUCCUGGGGGAACCCACACUAAGACAUGGUGAGUCUUCCAUACUUAGGAGGAACUGGUUCCUGUUGAAAAUGAAUUGUUGUGUUUAUUGGAGAAAAAUUCAUCUGUUAUGCUGGAAGCAAACAAAUCCCACAAGAAUCCUGUAUCGCCAAUAUUGUCUGUGUCUCUAGCUGGUCAGGUAAGGAGAGCUGCACUGAUGCUGGUAGUUGCCAACACCUGUGAAUGACUCUGGAGCCUUCUUGUGGCCCUCCACCUUGGAGGAGGUGGCAAAUGCUUAGUAGUCUCCCAGGAGUCAACAUGCGGGCACUCACGCUGAUCUCCGUAUCAUUGUGGAGAGUCAAUGGCAAGACCCUCUGCCUUCAAAGCUGUCACAUUGUAUGUGCCUUAGAUGCCACCUGCUAGAAGCAAGCCAGGUUUACCUUUGGACACCAACAGCAUUCUUUCCAUUCAUUCAUCCUCCUGACUUAUCAGACCCUGCUAUGAAUGACUUCAUUGUUCCUCAACUUCCAAUUUACCCUCAAAAUUGGAAGAUUUUCUACCCGUUCAAAGCUAAGACACCCUCCUUUUGGUAGAGGCUUUUUAUGCCAUUUGGGAAUGGUUUGGAUAAGCUACCUUAAUGAAGGACCACACAUCCCUCCAGAGAUGAUAGAAGACUUUUUGUCUUUUCUGAUUUAAGAAAACUUUAUCUUGUAAGCUACCUAUAGUUUACAAAAAUUCAGUAAAGUAUGCUUUUUUGAACAAAGAUGGAAGCAUUCAUUUUGUCUCCCUAUUUGAUUCCUCCAAAAUUUGGAAAGUAAUUUCUUUUCCAGCUAUUGUGUAGAGCGUUUUGGGCAAGAGAAUCUAGGACCAAGCCACAUCGGUUCUCUGCUUAACCCACUCCAUUCGACUGUUCUCCCAGCUAUGCUUCCAGAGUGCUCUGUGCAUUUCCACGAUCAACAAACGAUGAAUAAAUCUCUGAUGUCCAGACAGUUGACAUAAUUGAAAGAAGCCAGGAAGUUCAUCAGAGACAUAUAUGGCAGGUUGCAAUCACCAACAGCAAAACAUCAACUGAGGAAACAGUUGAAUUAGGAAAAAUACUUAAUUUGAGCUUAAACCGUAUUCCAAAUAUGAUGGUAAAUAACGCAAGCUAUUCAGGAAUGAGGGCUGAGGAGUUAAAUGUAAGUCAGAACAUAUUUAUCUCUAUUGAGCCUUAUGAAAUGCAGGCAGGAGGAAAACUUGAUGAUUGAAGUAUAACUGGGAAAUCUCUCAUGUGUCAUGAGUAUCUUAGUCACCAUAACAAGAUUCAUAUGGGACAGCAGCUUUUUGAAUAUAGUGGACAAGGAAAGCUUUCAGCACUGAGGCAGAGAAGGGUCAUGGUAGAGAGACUGCAUGUACUUAUAAUGAAUAUGGGAAAUCCUGUGAUAAGUCAGCACUCUCUUCCCAGAAGAUAAAUGUUGAAUGUAAUGUAUGUGGGAAAAUGUUCAGUAAAAAGUCUAAACUUACCAAACAUCAGAAAAUACACACAGGAGACAAACCCUAUAAAUGUAUACAAUGUGAGAAAUCCUUCAUUAGGAAAUCAUAUCUUGCAAAUCAUCAGAGAACACAUACACAGGAGAAACACUUUGCAUGUACCAAAUGUGAGAAAUCCUUCUGUCAGAAGUCAAAUCUAAUUGUUCAUCAGAGAAUCCACACAGGAGAAAAGCCCUAUGAGUGUCAUGAAUGUGGGGAAACCUUCUGCCAAAUGUCAGCCAUUAUUUAUCAUCACCGAAUACACACAGGAGAAAAACCCUAUGAAUGUAUGGAAUUUGGGAAAACCUUCUACCAGAGGUCAGCCCUCAAUGUACAUCAGAGAAUUCACACAGGAGAGAAACCAUGUAAAUGUAAUGAAUGUAGGGAAACUUUUUAUCAGAAGUCAGUCCUCACUGUACAUCAGAGAAUUCACACAGAUGAGAAACCAUAUGAAUGUAAAGAAUGUAGGAAAACUUUCUACCAUAAGUCAGCCCUCACGGUACAUCAGAGAACUCACACAGCUGAGAACCCAUAUGAAUGUAAAGAAUGCAGGAAAACUUUUGCUCAGAAGUCAAAACUUUCUGUAUAUCAGAGAACUCACACAGGGGAAAAACCCUAUGAAUGUAAUGAAUGUGGAAAAACAUUUUGCCUGAAUUCAGUUCUCAUUAUACAUCAAAGAACUCACUCAGGUGAGAAACCAUAUGAAUGUAAUAAAUGUGGAAAAACCUUUAGCCAGAAGUCAAAUCUCAGGAUGCAUCAGGGUACUCACACAGGGGAAAAACCCUAUGAGUGUAAUGAAUGUGGGAGAACUUUUAGCCAGAAGUCAAACCUGAGGAUGUAUCAGAGUACUCACAUAUGGGAGAAACCCUACAAAUGUAGUGAAUGUGGAAAAUCCUUCUACCAGAAGACAGUGCUCACUAUGCAUCAGAGAACUCACACAGGAGAAAAACCCUAUGUUUGUAACGAAUGUGGAAAAACCUUUCAUCAGAGGGCGAACUACAGCAGGCAUCAGAAAACUCACAUGGGACAGAAGCCUUAUAAAUGUAAUGGAUGUAGGGAAACCUUCUUCCAGAAGUCAGCCCUCACUGUACAUGAAAGAAUUCACACAGGGAAGAAAUCCCAUGAAUGUAAUGAAUGUGGGAAAACAUUCUACCAGAAGUAAUCCCUCAUGAUACAUGAAAGAAUACACACAGGGGAGAAACCAUAUCAGUGUAAAGAAUGUGGGAAAAGCUUUUGCCAGAAGUCAACCCUCAAUAGACAUGAGAGAACUCACACAGGUGAGAAACCAUAUGAAUGCAAAGAAUGUAGACAGGCUUUCUACCAGAAGUCAGCGCUCACUGUACAUUACAGAACUCACUCAGGUGAAGAGGCCUGUUAACAUACUGAAGGUGUGAAAAGCCAUAUUAGCAAAUGAAAUCCUACAGCAUAUCAGUGGAUGCAUACCGGAAAUAAACCCUGUGUAUGUAACCAGUGUGAGAAAUCCUUCAGUCACAAGUCAAGCCUUACUGUCCAUCAGAGAAGUCACACAAGGAAAGCCCUAUGACUGUAUGAGUGUUGGAAACAGCUUUUAGUAGAAGUCAGACUUCAGGAGGCAUCAAGAAAUUCAUACAAGGGAGAAAGCUUAAGAGUAUAAUGAAUGUGGGCUGGGCGCAGUGGCUCAUGCCUGUAAUCCCAGCUCUUUGGGAGGCCAAGGUGGGUGGAUCAUGAGGUCAGGAGAUCGAGACCAUCCUGGCUAAGAUGGUGAAACCGUGUCUCUAAUAAAAAUACAAAAAAAUUAGCUGGGCAUGGUGGUGGGUGCCUGUAGCCCCUGCUACUUAGGAGGCUGAGGCAGGAGAAUGGCAUGAACCUGGGAGGCGGAGAUUGCAGUGAGCCAAGAUCACGCCACUGCGCUCCAGUGACAAAGUGAGUCUCCAAUCUCAAAAAAAAAAAGAGUGUAAUGAGUGUGCAAAAUCCUUUUGUCUGAAGUAACACCUCAGCAGGUAUUAGGGAAUUCACACAAGAGAGAAAUCCUGUGUGUCAGAGACUGGCUGUGUGUUCUACAAAAUUCACCCUUUUAUCUGUUGGACACACAGACUACAUUUCUCAGCCCCCUGUUAUUGUGGGUGCAUUAUAUAACAGCUCUGUAGUAGAAUAUGUAUGCAAGUAGCCAGGCGCAGUAGCUCACGAUUGUAAUCCCAGCACUUUGGGAGGCUGAGGUGGGCAGAUCACGAGGUCAGGAGUUUGAGACCAGCCUGACCAACAUCGUGAAACCCUGUUUCUACUAAAAAAUAUAAAAAUUAAUAGCCAGUCAUGGUGGUGUGCACCUGUAAUCCCAGCUACUCUGGAGGCUGAGGCGGGAGAAUGGUGUGAACCCAGGAGGCAGAGGUUGCAGUGAGCUGAAAUCGUCCCAUUGCACUCCAGCCUGGGUGACAGAGCAACACUCCAUCUCAAAAAAAAAAAAAAAAAAAGUAUGUGAGUGAUGAUCCUUACGGGCCUGGCUCUCACACAGAGUGACAUAAAGCCUUCCACAUUUUCUCAGAUCCUGUGGUACUGAAGUACUGAUGACCCCUAUGAUGGCCUUGGGAGCCAUAGGUGGGAAAAGGUGACUGCUUUAAGACUGAAGGAAUUACAUACACCUACUAUGUCCCAACAAAAAUUAAAAAUAAAAACAUUGAACUGAUUGUCUA
This is a messenger RNA of Pongo pygmaeus (Bornean orangutan), 4216 nucleotides long. RefSeq names its product zinc finger protein 717-like. Gene Ontology annotation, biological process: regulation of cytokine production; negative regulation of transcription by RNA polymerase II; regulation of immune system process. The record is from RefSeq and is a predicted model, not a curated record. Bases 1519 to 2712 code for a protein of 397 amino acids. The transcript is spliced from 5 exons. Gene Ontology annotation, cellular component: nucleoplasm. Gene Ontology annotation, molecular function: RNA polymerase II cis-regulatory region sequence-specific DNA binding; DNA-binding transcription repressor activity, RNA polymerase II-specific. Lineage: Eukaryota; Metazoa; Chordata; Mammalia; Primates; Hominidae.